This is a messenger RNA of Necator americanus (New World hookworm), 4128 nucleotides long. RefSeq lists its product as uncharacterized. Gene Ontology annotation, molecular function: RNA endonuclease activity; miRNA binding; protein binding. Gene Ontology annotation, biological process: regulatory ncRNA-mediated post-transcriptional gene silencing. Bases 1 to 4128 code for a protein of 1375 amino acids. The record is from RefSeq and is a predicted model, not a curated record. The transcript has 35 exons. NCBI's taxonomy places the organism in Eukaryota, Metazoa, Nematoda, Chromadorea, Rhabditida, Ancylostomatidae.
AUGGACGACAGAUGGGUGCACAACAAAACCAACACCGCCUACAUUUCGCGAUGUAACCUUCUCUUCACGAAUGACGAGUGUACCGUCAUUCAUCUGUCGAACGUCGCUCCUUCUGCACUUGGUCUCCUGCAGAGCAAUCACGUGAAAUUUGAUACGCUCUGCAGCUCCGAGAAGGGCACGCAGGUCAAGAAAAUGGAGAGAAAACAGACUGAUCAAUCACGAAGGCCCCGUAAUUCACGACGUCGUCGUUGGAAGCAUUUGAACGGCUCUUCCCAUUUUGAUGAUGGAAUACGGCAGCCUAAAUGUUCUAUAAAUUUCCUCCCUCGUCACCUUCAGGAGACCAAUCCUUGGGAGGAGGCUGAGUGGGGACACAUCGAUUUCUCAGAUGUCAAGGCUCAAGGUCAUGUUGAUGAUCGUGGCGAUCACAUUGGAAACUCCUACGAAAGGAGCAAUCGCAGAGACUGCAAUUGUACGAAUAAUUAUUAUGGUCGAGAACGUGAUGAAGGGCGAAUAUAUGAAGAGCGAAGAGAACGUGGUGGCUGCAGUCGUAGAAAUGGGAACGGCUAUCGAGAUGGUGAUGGCUGGGAUGAUCGUGAACAUGGAAAGUCUGGAUUUUUGGGACGUUUAUGGGAAAGGGACCGAGAGUUCGGCGAGAGCAGCCAUCAUGAUAAGCGUUAUUCUGAAGACAGUCGCAAUUCAUGUUCUCGCGGUCCAGUUCGUUCACCUGAAAGGCUCACUCGCGAACAGUGGAGACAACUAGAGCGCGAGGAGUGGUUGCGUGAGCAGGAGAGCAGAGAUAGGAGACGUGAUUCGCGCCGUGACUAUUCACCACACAGUCAUUUUUACUACGAUAAUCGAUGUGACUAUCAGGAUAGAUCGCAGCCGUCUUCCAAUACUUGGAGAAACUGUCGAAGAUCUGCAUAUGACGAAAACAGACCAAAUCAAGCACAAAGGCUUGGUGGACGACGCAAAGGACGUGGUUGUGUUAAUAACCAUCUUGAUAAAUCUUCGUUCAACGACAAGAAGCACCGAAAUGGUUUCAAAAGUUCUUGGAACACAGAUGACCAUGGAGAUCAUUUUGUUGAAGAUCACCGUGAACCAAAUUCUAGAGACAAUGUUCAAGUAGAAUUCAAUCGAGAGGAAGAAAAAUCGUUCGACGACGAGAGCGCGAACAAAAGUGAUCCAAUGUGGUGUAGCCAAGAGGACGAGGAUAUUGCUGCUUGCAACACAAGUUGUUUUGAGAAUCUAUCAAUUCAAGAAGGCCAAAACUCUACCGUAGUCGAGAAUUCGGACACAGAAAGCGAGGGCGAGCUGAAAUCUCGCCAAGAGUCAACUACAGGCUCUAACACAAUGCCAGUGACCUCUUCCACUCCCAAACCACUACCCUCUUCUCUAGAGGAACCUAACGCGGUUGUACUUGCAGCGAAGAAAAGUCCAGCUAAAAGACAAGGAAAACAGAAGGUCCACUUAUUGACGAAUUUCUGGGAGCUCAGCGUAGAAAGUAAAGUAGUUUAUCGCUACGAUGUUGUAAUGUAUUUGGGUACACCCACAGACGAAAGAGCGAUUGAUCUCCUUCGAGGACCACGAGAUGAUUCUGCUGCCACAGAAAGACAAAGAUUGUGUAUGGAUGCGCUGCGGUAUGCACUAGAGUUCUACAGGAUCCUCAGUCAGUAUUCCGCUGUAGUUCACGAUGGUGCUGCUAUGAUGUUUUCGUCAAAGGAUCUGGCUAAUGCGUUGAAAGAGCACAGUGGCGUCCUCACGCUAGACAAAGCCGACUUACCAGAAUCCAUCAGAAGACUUAUCUGUCGUGUGGACGUCAGUACAGUAACCAUCGAAAUCACGCCGUGUCGAACGGCGGCUGCCUCAUUCAAUAUGGCGGAUUUAUCGGCGCAGAUGAACCGAAAUUGGGCUGCGCUAGAUCGAUCAUGGAAGCAGUUCUACGAUUUGAUCACUAAUCAGGACGCUGUUUUUAGUGGACAUUUCACACAGUUUGGAGCAGGUUGUUUAUACUACAGUAGUCCACUUUCUGAAAGAGUUGGUUUUGGCUAUGAACGAUUCUCAGGCGCUCGAAAGGGGAUUAAGUUUAUAGAAGGAAAGAAAGGAAAUCCGAGUAAAGUUGUCGCUGCACUCAUACUUGACCAUCGAGUUGGAACGUUUUUCAAGAAUCAAAAUUUGAUGAAGAGUGUGCGUGAACUGAGUGGAUUACGCAAUGUGGACAGAUUCGAUUUUUCGCACAACGGCUAUAGACGUAUUAAUAAAACGUGGAGCGAGGUCAACCAGUAUGUCAAAGGAGUUCGUAUGAACUAUUUGGGGAGUGGCACGAAUCCUAUCAGUUUCAUGGCAAUCGGCAUCAGUGAAGUACCUAUCAAAGAUCUGAAGGAUACAUUGCCGCACAAAGCUAGAACUGAAAUAAGCGUUUUGACGAAGUUUUCGGACACCAAAGUUGAUAUCAAUCCAAACUGGCCAGCUGUUAAACGACGGAUUCGUGGUGGUGUCCAAUACUUUCCAAUGGAAUUGUUGGAGGUUGCACCGCACCAGCGAGUAUCGUUAGAAAAGCAGCAAAUUGCAAAUACUACUCCACGUGCUGAUAAACCUGAUGUACGUCUCAGCAAAAUUAAUUCACUCCUCGAAGCACUGAAUCUUCAUGACUGUGGAUCCAAGAACCUGUUUUUGAAAGCAUUUGGUGUAAAGUUUGCCCCGGCACCAAAACGAGUGGAAGGACUCAGGCGAGAGGCACCUGGAAUCACGUUUGGAAAUAAUCGCUCGCUUCAAAUCGACAAAAUUAAGUAUAACUGGAAGCAAGAACGUGAAACUAAAUAUGUGAACUGCGCCAGCGUCGACCGCGUACUGAUUGUUCACAGUGAUCGCACAUUCAAGCUGCCAAAUAAUGUGGAAAUCGCGCUUUCGAUGAUGUUCAAAAACCGUGGAAUUCGAUGCAAUCGUUUUGAGAAAGUCCAUAUAAGAAAAGACAGAGAUUUUGAAAUGGAGAAGCAAUUGCAGAAGGUUUUCGAAGCAAAUAAGGAUUCGAAGUCAAUUCUGAUCAUCUACAUAGACCGCGCAGAGAGCAAAUCACAUGAGUUUUUGAAGUUGAUGGAACGUAAAUACUUAAUUCCUACGCAGCAAAUUACAGCUGAGCUAGCGGAGAAGAUAAAAGAAAAGCCUCAGUCGUGUGGAAAUUUUGUCUCAAAAACAAAUUUAAAAUUAGGUGGAAUCAACUACGAAGUUAUCCCGGAGUCUUUUGCGAAAAAUCGGUGGAUUGCCGGUGGUAAAACAUUAGUCGUUGGUUAUGACGUUGCGCAUCCAGGGAAGCCGACGCGUGACGAAAUUAUGAACAAGAUGCCACCCCUGAAGCCAAGCGUUGUUGGAUUUUCCUUCAAUGGCGCAACUCAUCCGGAAAGCUUCAUUGGAGAUUACCACUUUCAGACGCCCCGUCGAGAGAAGGUGGAGGACUGCGUCCUGAAUGCCCGAUUCAAGUGGAUUCUUGAGUUGUUUAGAAGAAAUCGCAGCGUGUGGCCAGAAAGGGUUGUGAUUACUCGUGAUGGCGUCUCUGAAGGCCAAUAUCGAAUGGUGGUAGAAGAUGAACUGGGUGCUAUAAAAGAAGCGUGCAUGGAGUUUGGAAAUCUACACGGGAGGGAGUCAUGGAUGCCGUUGUUCACCGUGGUCGUGGCUACCAAACGGCACAAUGCUCGUUUCUUUGUCGAGAAAGGAAAAUAUAUUGAGAAUCCACAACCAGCAACAGUUGUGGACACCGAUGUGGUGCGAAACGACAUAACGGAGUUUUACAUGCUUAGCCACAGACCAGUGCAGGGUACUGCAAAAUCGACAUCAUAUCAGGUGAUAGUGGACGAGAAUGAUAUGAGUAGCGACGAGGUGCAAUCGCUGAUGUUGGCCUUAAGCUUCCAUCAUCAGAUUGUUGAUGCUCCGGUGUCGCUUCCUGAACCUGUGUAUCAAGCAGACGAAUGGGCUAAACGCGGUAAGGACAUAUGGAAAGCAUACACGGAUCGUCAUGAUCUGUUGUUAAUGGAAGAUCGAGGCGAAUACGCUGCACGCCCGAUAGAUUUCGAAGCGAUGACUAGUCGACUUGCUUACUGGAAGACUAAUCUGGAGGAUCGCCGAGUAAAUGCGUAA